AUGGGCUACGAUGACAAGAACGUCGCCCUCGACAAGACGGGCGACGUCGAGACAGGCUCCCACUCUGGCCUCGAGCGCACCCUCAGCAGUCGUCACCUGCAAUUCAUCGCCAUAGGCGGCACCAUCGGCACCGGGCUGUUCCUGGGCACGGGCACGGCCCUGAGCAAGGCCGGCCCGGUCUCGCUCCUGAUCGCCUUCAUCUUCGUCGGCUCCGUCGUCUUUUCCGUCAUGGUCGCCCUGGGCGAGAUGGCGGCCUACAUACCGGUGCCGGGCGCCUUCACGGCCUACGCCACGCGCUUCGUCGACCCGACCACCGGCUUCGCCAUGGGCUGGAUCUACUGGUUCAGCUGGUCGCUCACGUUCGCGCUCGAGCUGUCGGCGGCCGGCAUCAUCAUACAGUACUGGGACGAGUCGCUCAGCAUCGGCAUCUGGAUCGCCGUCUUCUGGGUCGUCUUCACCGCCCUCAACUUCCUGCCGGUCAAGUGGUUCGGCGAGGUGGAGAUGUACCUGUCCCUGAUCAAGGUGGUGACCAUUGUCGGCUUCAUCAUCUUCAGCAUAUGCGUCAACGCCGGCGUCGGCCGCCAGGGCUACAUCGGCUUCCACAACUGGGCCCACCCCGGCGCCUUCGCCGAGUACAUGGCCGAGGGCGCCGGCGGCAAGUUCGCCGGCUUCUGGGCCGUCCUCGUCACCGCCGCCUUCAGCUACCAGGGCACCGAGCUCGUCGGCAUCGGCGCCGGCGAGACGGCGGACCCGCGCAGGGCCAUCCCCUCGGCCAUCCGCGGCGCCUUCUGGGGCAUCUUCAGCCUCUUCACCGCCACCGUCUUCUUCCUCGGCCUCAACAUCCCCUACGACGACGCCGCCCUCCAGAACGACACCCAGGACGCCUCGGCCUCUCCCCUCGUCAUCGUCGCCAACAUCGCCGGCGUCGAGGUGCUGCCGUCGAUCCUCAACGCCGUCCUGCUCACCGCCGUCCUCACCGCCGCCAACUCGAAUGUGUACUCGAGCAGCCGCAUCCUCGUCUCCCUCGCCAACUCCGGCCACGCCCCCCGGAUCCUCACCCGCACCAACCGGAUCGGCACCCCCAUCUACUCCGUCGGCCUCUGCUCGCUCGUCGGCUUCCUUGGCUUCCUCAACCUGUCGUCCGACGGGACCGUCGCCUUCAACUGGCUCCUCAACAUCGUCUCCAUCGCCGGCCUCAUCUCCUGGUCCCUCAUCAACCUGUGCCACCUGCGCUUCAUGCGCGUCCUCGAGCAGCGCGGCAUCCCCCGCAGCACCCUACCCUACGUCGCCCCCCUGCAGCCCUACCUCUCCUACUUUGGCCUCUUCUUCAACGUCCUCAUCGUCAUCACAAACGGCUUCGCCGUCUUCAUGGACUGGAACACGACCGACUUCUUCACCGCCUACAUCAGCGUCAUCCUCUUCGUCGUCCUCUUUGUCGGUCACAAGAUCAUCUUUAGAACCAAGUCUAUCCCUCUGGCCGAGGUCGACAUUGACUCAGGUCGCUCAGAGUACUAG
Messenger RNA from Geosmithia morbida, 1515 nucleotides. RefSeq lists its product as uncharacterized. The record is from RefSeq and is a predicted model, not a curated record. The transcript has a single exon. Gene Ontology annotation, cellular component: membrane. Gene Ontology annotation, biological process: amino acid transmembrane transport. Lineage: Eukaryota; Fungi; Ascomycota; Sordariomycetes; Hypocreales; Bionectriaceae. Gene Ontology annotation, molecular function: amino acid transmembrane transporter activity. The coding region runs from base 1 to 1515 and encodes 504 amino acids.